Messenger RNA from Blumeria graminis f. sp. triticale, 564 nucleotides. The record is from the annotation of a GenBank genome assembly. Lineage: Eukaryota; Fungi; Ascomycota; Leotiomycetes; Helotiales; Erysiphaceae.
AUGGUGUGUCUACCAUCCAAGAUAAACUUAAUCAGUUCUCCCAUCUACACGUAUACUAUGGCCUCUUCAAUCAGUCCAGAGCCUAUAUCGGUUCUCUUUGUCUGCCUGGGAAACAUCUGCAGAUCGACCAUGGCCGAGGGAGUUUUUAAAUCCCUCGUUUCCCAGCUUUCCAACAAGAAUUCCAUUCGGGUAAUCGACAGCUGCGGAACUGAAGGCUACCACGUUGGCUGUUCGCCUGACUCAAGAACGAUGUCAACUCUGAGAAACAACGGAAUUCUAGAUUACCAGCAUGCUGCGCGAAAGAUACGAUCCUCCGAUUUCGAAAAGUUUGACUACAUCUUUGCCAUGGAUCGUUCUAAUCUAGAAAACUUGCAGGCUUUACAGAAGAAGGCCGGUGGAAAGGCAAGGUUGAUGCUCUUCGGAGAGUUUGCAGGCAAAGGUUCACCAGAAGAAAUAAUUGAUCCCUAUUAUGGCGAGCUGGAUGGUUUCGAAGAGGCAUUUGAGCAGUGCAUGCGAUUCUCAAAAAAAUUCCUAUUUGAGACACUCGCGCACGAUAAGGUUUAG